AAACCACAAUGCAUCAACCUUUCCCUCAUGGGCGAUCAGCGGGAUAUACGUCAUCACCAUCAAUAAUUAAUAACAAUCCUUCUGAAUCACUAUUAAAGGUUAAAACACAUUUAGAGUACAUUACUAUCGAUGCUUAUACUUAUCCGUUGCAACUUCAGUCGACAUUGUUCAUAUCCUUCCGAAACGUUUCGACAAUUUCGAAACGAUUUGUCUAUGCUUUCGUUCGCAACACAGAAUCAUCAUCUUACCUAUUGCCCGCUCCUACUCGGUUCCUCAGGUCUUCAACGUGGGAAAACGUGAACAUCUCGACAUGUUCCACGGGAGAAUUAUCGAUAUACGACUCUGGCACCUUUGCUGAAGUCGGAUACAGCGAACUUGAGCUAAUAGAAUUGUUGUGUUGUCAUUGGGAACUUCUCAAAAUAGCGGAUAAAAAAAGAAUUUCUGUAUCGGGCGAAAUUUUCUGUGGUGAUUCGGAUUUAUUACAUAUGUUACGUGAUAAUGUUAUGUAG
Messenger RNA from Funneliformis mosseae, 509 nucleotides. The record is from the annotation of a GenBank genome assembly. NCBI's taxonomy places the organism in Eukaryota, Fungi, Glomeromycota, Glomeromycetes, Glomerales, Glomeraceae.